GCAGAAAUACUGACGUGUUCACUCCAUUCACUCCGGAGGGGCCAGUGCAGCGAGGCUAGUCCGAGCCGGGGUAGUGACACAGCGGCCGCAUCAGAAUGUCAGAAGGGGAUAGUGCUGGGGAGUCAAUCCAUGGAAAACCAUCGGUAGUCGCAGUCUUUUUUACACGGAUUGGACAGAUCUAUCAGUCAUGGUUGGACAAGUCAACACCGUUCUAUGCAGUGAGAUGGGCUGCGACCUUACUACUCACAGCAAUCUACAUGAUCAGAGUGUACAUACUACAGGGUUGGUAUAUAGUAACUUAUGCUUUGGGAAUCUACCAUCUCAACCUCUUCAUUGCUUUCCUGUCACCUAAAGUGGACCCGUCACUGCUUGAUGAAGAUGAUGGUCCAGCUCUUCCGACCAAGCAGAAUGAGGAAUUUCGUCCAUUCAUCAGGAGGUUACCGGAGUUCAAAUUCUGGCAUUCGGCAACAAAAGGCAUCGUCAUUGCCAUGAUUUGUACAUUUUUUGAGGCCUUCAACGUACCGGUGUUUUGGCCCAUAUUGGUCAUGUACUUCAUCAUGCUCUUCUGCAUCACUAUGAAGAGGCAGAUCAAGCACAUGAUCAAGUACAGAUACCUACCGUUCACACAUGGGAAGAGGACGUACAAAGGCAAGGAAGACACAGGGAAAACAUUUGCUAGCUAAAAACCCACUCCCCUCCAAACCAUGGGCUCAGAUAGUGGUGUUCCGAAGGAUUACUUUAUUUUCUAACAGGGGAGUGAAAGCAUCCAGGCAGUAUCCAUUCUUUAUAAAUGAGGGGUAGAAGUUUUAGUAAAAUUUCUGUAUUGCCUUGACAAUUCAAAUUUAGAUUUCUUAAUUUUUUUUGUUUUGUUAGUUUUUUUCCGGACCGGUUAUGUCUGUUAGUGUGACUCAGUGCUGCCCUCUAUGCCUUUUUUUAAUUUUGGGGUGGUAUAAAGUCACGUCAAGAUUGCAGAAUUCUAUGUCAAACCAAAAUUCCAAUUUAUUGUCUCCCAUUGGAAAUAAUCUGACAAUUCACUUACUGUAAUGCGACAUUUGUAACAUUAAAUAUUUAAACCACUAGUGUACAGUAACAUUAUUAGACAGUUUUAAGGUUGACUAUUUUAAAAUGUAUCUUUCUGUCUGAUUCAAACUCCUUGUUAAGACAUAUCGCCUGAACAUUAAAAGUAAAUUAUAAAACUGAGAAAACUGUAAAUGCCAUCACCAUUUUUCUAAAUAUUUGAAUUUAAAUAAAACUUAAAGUGUGGAGUGAUUUUUGCAAACAAUAUUUUUCAGUUUGUAAUGCAGUAGGCCAGUUUCACAAGAUUAUCGGUUUCUUUUAAAUGUUUUAUUUAUUUUAUUUUUGACUGUUGGUAAUGCAGUCCAAUAAAUACAAUAAAGCCUGUAUUUUUUUAAUUACUUUUUCAGGAAAAUUUGAAUAUUUAGUAUUUUCAUUUGGAAGUAAAGCAAAAACUUGACACGCUUUUUUGUUUUAUUUUUGUUUUAUUUUUAUUUUAAGUCUAACCUUAAUAUUAAACAUAAAAUACAGAUUGGUAAAAAACAUCUGAAUUCUAUUGGGUCUUAUGAAACUGGCCUUUUUGCAUAAUUGCAGUUUGAAUAUGCUACAAACAGACUCAACAGAUUACUACCGGUACUUUAAUUUUAAUAUUUUGCCCUCUGCUGUUCUUCAGUAGUCACUGCGCUCUUAAAGCCUCAGCUACAAACUUUGUCAAUGAUGAUGUAGGACUGCAUUAGAAACCUACUAUUAUAAUGCUUUAACAUUUAAAUCAGUAAUUCUCUUUUAUUUUCUUCCCCUCAAAUUAACUUGAAUGAGGAAAUAUUUUUGGUAUUUUUGUAGCUUUGAAUGAGGAAAGAUACAAAAAGAAAGCAGAUAGAAGCAGGCAAUUUAAAACAAUAUAAAAUACAGUAGAUUGUGGACUACGUCAAUUCCUAACUUGCCACUAAAGUAAUUUUUUUUAAUUUUUUUUUUUAUCAAUACUUAAUAUUUUUGAGGGUUUUCUGGUUAAAAUUUAAAGUUUAAAGAGGCCGUAUUAUGCUGUUUUCUUAUCAAAUACAUACCUGGAGUUGUGUUUUGUCUUGGUUACACAUGUUUAACACACAAAUUUCAGGCUGAGUUCUUCUCUCAAACUGAAAACACUCUGUUACACCUUGUGAAGUCGUGGUAAUACAGGCCAUGCUCUAUAGUGUUUUAAAACUCCAUACACCUUCACUAGAAUCACAGAUAAUUUCAGUUAUGGAAUUUCCAAGGUAAAAGGUACCUGGUAACCACUUGGUGAUGCCACAAGGUAGAACAGAGCUUUGAGUAAUCCUUUAUUGUCUGUCUUCAUCUCCAAACAUGUGCGAAUGAAACAAAGCACGACUCCGGGUAUGUUUUUGAUGAGGUAACUUUUUAACAUACCUUAACUUGCUUAACUUACAAGAGUCACUUUUGUGUAUUAUAGGACCUUUAAGAACUAUCAGUAUUACAUUUCUAAAAGGAAAUUGAUAGAUUUUUUUUUUUUUCCCCACAAUUUGCCCAUUAUACAAAAUAGUCCAGAAUCAUUAGCAGAUUUCAAAACCACAAAUUCUAGUCAUUCCAAGCAAACUGUUGUUCUUUCUUUUGCAGAGGAGACAUAAGAAAACAGAAAAUUGGGUGCAGAUCACAGCUCCUCUAUUGAUUUUACUGAUUUGAUUUGUCAUUUUUCUUUUUGGGGACUUGUCUCUGCUUCAUUUUGAUUGUGACUGUUGAAAGGGAACAGCCCGUGAACUGGAGGAUGUGUACAUACGUAUAUAAUAUAUAUUUUAAAGUAUGAUUUUUGUUCUUGAGAUUUCUUUUUUUAUUUCUGGUUUUCCUCCAACCGCCAUACUGAUAUUGUUUCCAAUAGUUUGAAUCCAUUUUGUUUGGAGAAAAAAAAAAAACUGUUGAAAGCAAAACUCAAUUAGGAUUUGUUCAAUGAAAUAUUUCUCAUGAAUUGCAUGUUGUUUUCUUGUUCUAUAUCUCAAAAGACAGACUUGAUUUUAAUAACUUAAGUGUAAUUUUUCACUCCAAAUGCUAUUAAAGAGGCUGUGUUGCUUCAACAGAACUAAA
Messenger RNA from Periophthalmus magnuspinnatus, 3084 nucleotides. RefSeq names its product retention in endoplasmic reticulum sorting receptor 1 (gene rer1). The record is from RefSeq and is a predicted model, not a curated record. Gene Ontology annotation, cellular component: Golgi membrane. Gene Ontology annotation, biological process: retrograde vesicle-mediated transport, Golgi to endoplasmic reticulum; protein retention in ER lumen. The transcript is spliced from 7 exons. The coding region runs from base 96 to 683 and encodes 195 amino acids. NCBI's taxonomy places the organism in Eukaryota, Metazoa, Chordata, Actinopteri, Gobiiformes, Gobiidae.